Puntigrus tetrazona (Sumatra barb) is the source of this 4427-nucleotide messenger RNA. RefSeq names its product myosin VIb (gene myo6b). The transcript is spliced from 33 exons. Gene Ontology annotation, cellular component: myosin complex; cytoplasm; actin cytoskeleton. Gene Ontology annotation, biological process: inner ear morphogenesis; inner ear auditory receptor cell differentiation; endocytosis. The coding region runs from base 170 to 3937 and encodes 1255 amino acids. The record is from RefSeq and is a predicted model, not a curated record. NCBI's taxonomy places the organism in Eukaryota, Metazoa, Chordata, Actinopteri, Cypriniformes, Cyprinidae. Gene Ontology annotation, molecular function: microfilament motor activity; actin filament binding; ATP binding.
UCCGAAGCCGGACACACUUAGAGGAAGGACAGCGGCUUUGAAAAGGGAAUAUUUAACAUCUAGGGAAUCUGUCACCGCUAGCCUGGACAGUCCGUCGCUUCUCUGCCCAUAAAGACAGCGAGUCUCACCCGACAUACAGAUAAUAGCUUCGGUGUAGUUGCGGGGUGCAAUGGAGGAUGGGAAGCCUGUGUGGGCGCCCCACCCAACCGACGGGUUCCAGCUGGGCAUGAUAGUGGACAUCGGUACGGAUGCGCUCACCAUAGAACUUCUCAAUCAGAGAGGAAAGACAUUCCUGGCUCCUAUCAAUCAAGUCUUUCCUGCAGAGGACGAUGUGAACAAACAUGUUGAAGACAACUGUUCUCUUAUGUAUUUAAAUGAGGCUACUCUUCUGAACAACAUCCGUGUCCGUUACAGCAAAGACUUGAUCUAUACGUCUGUGGCUAACAUCUUGAUUGCCGUGAACCCAUAUUUUGACAUCCCUAAACUCUACUCCCCAGAGACCAUUAAGAGCUAUCAGGGACGCUCUUUGGGGACACUUCCCCCUCAUGUCUAUGCUAUCGCGGACAAAGCCUAUAGAGACAUGAGAGUUCUGAAGAUGAGUCAGUCCAUCAUUGUGUCGGGUGAAUCUGGUGCUGGAAAAACAGAAAACACAAAGUUUGUUCUCAGGUAUUUGACCUCAUCUUAUGGAACAUGUCAAGAUAUAGAUGAGAGGAUUGUUGAGGCCAACCCCUUGCUUGAAGCUUUUGGAAAUGCAAAGACGGUCAGGAAUAACAACAGCAGCCGUUUCGGAAAGUUUGUGGAAAUCCACUUUAACGAGAAGAAUGCAGUUGUGGGCGGAUUCGUCUCGCACUAUCUGCUGGAGAAGUCUCGGAUUUGCAUGCAGAGCGCAGAAGAGCGAAACUAUCAUAUAUUUUACCGACUUUGCGCAGGGGCGUCGGAGGACAUCAGGAACAUGCUUCACCUCAACUCUCCAGAUAGCUUCCGGUAUUUGAAUCGCGGCUGCACCCGAUACUUUGCAAACAAGGACUCUGAUAAACAGAUCAUGCAAAACAGGAAAAGUCCAGAGGAUCAUAAGCACGGGAAAGUGGGUGCCCUGAAGGACCCUUUGCUGGAUGACCUGGGAGAUUUCAACAGGAUGGUGGUGGCCAUGAAGAAAAUCGGCCUGGAUGACACAGAGAAACUCAAUCUCUUCAGAGUGGUGGCUGGCGUCCUUCAUCUAGGCAAUAUCGACUUUGAAGAGACAGGAAGCACCUCUGGUGGCUGCAUUCUGAAGAACCAGACCAGUCAGACGCUGGAAUACUGCGCCGAGCUCCUGGGCCUGGACGAGGAUGACCUGAGAGUCAGCCUCACCACCAGGGUCAUGCUCACCACUGCAGGGGGCGCCAAAGGAACAGUCAUCAAGGUGCCUCUGAAGGUGGAACAGGCCAACAAUGCCCGUGAUGCCCUCGCCAAAGCCAUUUACAGCCGGCUCUUUGAUCAUGUGGUCAAACGGGUCAACCAGUGCUUCCCCUUUGAUACGUCCUCCAACUUCAUCGGCGUGCUGGACAUCGCUGGCUUCGAGUAUUUUGAGCACAACAGCUUCGAGCAGUUCUGCAUCAACUAUUGUAACGAAAAGCUGCAGCAGUUUUUUAAUGAACGCAUUCUGAAGGAGGAGCAAGAGCUGUAUCAGAAAGAAGGCCUGGGAGUGAAUGAAGUUCAUUAUGUUGAUAAUCAGGACUGCAUAGAUCUGGUCGAGGCAAAGCUGGUGGGUAUCUUGGAUAUUCUGGAUGAGGAGAACCGUCUUCCCCAGCCCAGUGAUCAGCACUUUGCAGAGGCGGUUCACAGCAAGCACAAAGAUCAUUUCCGUCUCACUGUGCCCAGGAAGUCAAAGCUUACAAUCCACCGGAAUUUGAGAGAUGAUGAAGGUUUCAUGAUAAGGCAUUUUGCUGGCGCCGUGUGCUAUGAGACUACCCAGUUUGUGGAGAAGAAUAAUGACGCCCUCCACAUGUCUUUGGAGAGCCUCGUGUGCGAGUCGAAGGACAAGUUUGUCCGGGAUCUCUUUGAGAACAACUCAAAUUCCAAGGACUCAAAGCAGAAGGCUGGCAAACUCAGCUUUAUCAGUGUGGGAAACAAAUUCAAGACACAACUGAACCUUCUACUGGAAAAGCUACGCAGUACGGGCUCCAGUUUUAUCCGUUGUGUGAAGCCUAAUCUGAAGAUGGUGAGCCACCAGUUUGAAGGAGCUCAGAUUCUGUCUCAGCUGCAGUGCUCAGGCAUGGUAUCAGUGCUGGACCUGAUGCAGGGUGGCUUCCCCUCCCGAGCUCCGUUUCACGAGCUUUACAACAUGUACAAACAGUACAUGCCCAACAAGCUCACAAGGCUUGAUCCUCGGCUCUUUUGCAAAGCUCUGUUUAAAGCACUUGGCCUAAACGCGAACGAUUACAAGUUUGGCUUGACCAGGGUUUUCUUCCGCCCCGGGAAGUUUGCAGAGUUCGACCAGAUCAUGAAGUCUGAUCCGGAGCACCUGGCCGAGCUUGUAAAACGGGUCAAUAAGUGGCUGGUGUGCAGCCGCUGGAAAAAGGUCCAGUGGUGCACACUGUCAGUUAUUAAAUUGAGGAACAAAAUGAGCUUCAGGGCAAGUGCCUGCAUCAAGAUUCAGAAGACUGUUCGCAUGUGGCUAUGCAAAAGAAGACACAAGCCUCGCAUUGAUGGCUUGGUGAAGGUGAAAAAUUUGAGGAAAAGGAUGGAGAAAUUCAACGAAGCUGUAAAUGGACUCAAAGAGGGAAAACAGGAAAUGAGCAAACAGGUGGAAGAACUGGCCGCCUCCACCGAUGCCCUCAUGGCCAAGAUUAAGUCUACAGUGAUGAGCCGCAAGGAUAUCGAGCAGGAGUAUGAGGGCCUGGUCAAACGCUCGGAGCAGCUCCUCUCCUCGAUGCAGAAGAAGAAGCAGGAGCAGGAGGAGACGGAGAGACUCAAGCGCAUCCAGGAGGAGAUGGACAGAGAACGAACGAGACGUGAAGAAGAGGAGCAGUUACGCAAACAGGAGGAAGAAGACCGCCGCAUGAAAGCCGAGAUGGAGCAGAAGAGGAAACAGGAGGAAGAGGAGAGAAAGAAAAGAGAAGAGGAAGAGCGAGUCAUGCAGGCCGAACUUGAGAUGCAGCUGGCAUUGGAGCGGGAGGAAGAGACACAGAGACAGACCGUAUUUGAGCAGGAGAGGAGGGACAGAGAGCUGGCCAUGAGGAUCGCUCAGAGCGAGGCAGAACUCAUCCAGGAUGAAGCUCAAAUGGACCCCAGCUUGCGCAGGGGUGCACAGGUGCAGGCCAAUAAGGUGGCAGCUGGGGUGAAGAAGUACGACCUGAGCAAGUGGAAGUACGCUGAGCUGCGAGACGCCAUCAACACCUCCUGUGAUAUAGAGUUGCUGGCAGCGUGCCGAGAAGAAUUUCAUCGUCGUCUGAAGGUGUACCACGCCUGGAAAUCAAAGAACAAGAAGAGAAAUACAGACACAGAGAUGAGGGCUCCAAAAUCGGUCACUGAUUAUGCUCAACAGAAUCCCGCUCCACCCGUCCCAGCCCGGCAGCAAGAGAUCGCAAUGAACCGACAGCAACGUUACUUUCGCAUUCCCUUCAUUCGACCCGCGGACCAGUACAAAGACCCCCAGAACAAGAAAAAAGGUUGGUGGUACGCUCACUUUGAUGGGCCCUGGAUCGCCAGGCAGAUGGAGCUUCAUCCAGACAAGCAGCCCAUCCUCUUGGUGGCAGGUAAGGACGACAUGGAGAUGUGUGAGCUGAGUCUGGAGGAGACCGGGCUCACGCGAAAACGCGGAGCGGAGAUCCUCCCGCGCCAGUUUGAGGAGAUCUGGGAGCGCUGCGGCGGAAUCCAGUACCUGAGGAACGCCAUCGAAAGCAAGCAGGCCCGACCCACCUACGCCACCGCCAUGCUCCAGAACCUUCUCAAGUGAACAUCCACCGUUUCACCGUUUUCACUCUUGGUUUACAUUAUCUGUGCACGUGUAGAUGUAGACGGUAAAGUGGGGUAGCUAAAACAAAGGGCUAACACAACUCUAGUGGAAGCAGUUGCUGUCUAUUUUUCUUUUUGUUUGUAGUUUGUUCUUCAUUUUUGCUGUGAACUUAGAGACCAGUCUUCAUACAAAUCUGAGACUUGCUUGAACCUGUUGCUCAGAGAUGCCUUAAGAUUUUCAGACCUAUUCAUGUUUCAAAGGGAUGUUAUUGAAAUAUCGCACUCGUGUAAACCUACUCCUGUAUCUAAAAUCUUUGUAAAAGGACAUAUUUCAGUAAAAUGGUGUUUUAAAAAGUGGCAUGGGUUUGGGGUCAGUACUAUCUAAAAGAAAUAGUGCUGUUUUACAGUUAAUAGCAUCCAAGUUUUUAUUAACAUAAUGUUUGUGUGUGUGUACUGUGUAUAUUUAUUAUGUGUAUAUAUAGAUAUACACU